Messenger RNA from Manihot esculenta (cassava), 4044 nucleotides. RefSeq lists its product as uncharacterized. The transcript is spliced from 6 exons. The coding region runs from base 2858 to 3757 and encodes 299 amino acids. NCBI's taxonomy places the organism in Eukaryota, Viridiplantae, Streptophyta, Magnoliopsida, Malpighiales, Euphorbiaceae. The record is from RefSeq and is a predicted model, not a curated record.
CUCCUCAAAUGUGGAAGUGGCGUUUACUGUAAAAUCUCUGCCCAUAGUUUUGAAUUCUUUUGCUGUUAACAAACAAAGUCUACCGAGAAUGUAGGUGUUGUUAAGUAGCAUCUAGUCCGACUUUACUGCUAACUAUCUGACCCAAAAUGCAUCCACUUGCCACCUUCCUUGAGAAGAUAUCAUCAAUUCAUCAUUAUGUCCCACAUAACUCGUUUCAUCUUCUUUCUUGGAAAGAAGAACCACGAGAAUCAGUAGAAUUUUAAUUCUAUUUUUCCUUGAUUCUUAUUCAUACUGUUGUGUUGUCUCCAGUCUCCACCAUGAGAGGGAGAUCCAUCCAGGAUUCAGAAAUCAACCAGGGAGACUGCUAGUACCUAUCCCCUCAAUAUCAUCAAACAAAGUCAAUUUUGGAGCUAUUAAAGAUCCCCAGAAUUAUCCGGAGAGAAGUUUCAGGAAGGCACCAGCGAGCCUUUCAAACCCUACUUACAACAAGCGACAUCAUUAGCAUUCUUGUAGAGAUCUCAAAAGGAAAGAUAAACUUAUUCUCUCUCCAAAAUUUUGCAGUUCUUUUAUCCUCCUUAGCUUCACUGUUUAAUGAGUAGAAGAAUCUUUUUUUGUUUUUCCCUUUACAUGCUAUGACUCUGUAAUUUAUUCAUUUAUAUUUUUCCCUAGUCCUCUCUGUGUUAGAGAUAGAUUCAGUUAUUCCCAAAGAUUCACCAGUUUCUUGUCACUUAUUAGUGAUUCCAAAACUAUAACUAUUUGGUUGUUUUACUCUUCAUCUUUUGCUUUAGAUUUAAAUUUUUCAGAGAAUUGAACUUUUCUCAUAUGCUUUUAUUAUUCUAUGUGGCCUCAUGCGAAGAGCAAUGCCGGGAUUGGAUGGAUGCUUUAAAGAAAAGAGGGUUAUACUCAUUAAUUUCAUUUUCUCCUGAUAUCUUGGCUCCAUUUAGAAGGCUCUGUUUGGGAUGGGAAAAUAGGAUGCAGGAACGCAUAUGGAUAAAAUGCAAGUUUGUGGCCUCUAUCCCAUUUUCCUCUACCCCUCAAACAAAGCCAAACUGUUGACAUCUCCUUACUUUCUUAUUUUUAUAGACACACAAUAUGAUGUUAUCUUCUCCUCAGGUUAAAUUAGAUCGAUUUAUCACCAUGUGUAUGCCUAUGCAGUAAGCACGCAUGUUCUGCAAUAUAUAUAUCUUAUUAACUGCAAUUUUUAAAGAUCUUUGUUCCUUGAGAUUGCACUUUAUAUGGCAUACACAGUUAUGUUAACCAUGACUUCAUAUUGUAUUCUCAUAGUCUGACACCCUUGAUGAAUAUAUAAUUUUAUUUAUGCAAUUAGAAUCCACUGAUUGUUAAAGGUUUGAAUCUAUUCAUGGUUCAAUUAAUUGCCCUGAUUGUGAAUUAAUUGCAGUACACCUGAAGAAUGUUUAAGGUUUGAAAUUAUUUGUGCUGCAAGAUAGAAUAGCAUGUAGCUUUUUACUAAAUCAGUGCCUUCCCUUUUUUCUUUGACUCUCUCCAUCUGGAUCUCCAUUUUCUGCUCAUCCAAAAGAAAUUGGAAGAGAACCGUUUGAAUAUACCAUUCUUUCUCGGCAUUUCUAAAUUUUACUUGGAAUUACUACUUGUCCGUUUCUUUCAAACAUCUGGUAGAUCUGAAAUGAGAGGAGUUACUCUCAACGAAGCACACACAUUAUGCCUGUAAGAAUAAAAAAUAAAAGUGAAUGUGGUAGUUUCUUUGUAUUCACUGUCACAUCGCAAUCGCCAUUUGGACCUUUUACAUAAAAUAAGUUUUUUUUUUCUCUGUCUUAUAUGCGCUGUAUAAUCUCAAGAUUGGAGGGUGUAUCCAAGUUGAGUGAGAUUGUUUCAGGAUGAUGUUGAGCAUGUAAGUAGAAACUGCCAAAAAAUUUUUGCUUUGCUAUACCUUAUAUAGAGCAUGAAAAGAUAGUCUAAUAUUUCAUGUAACACAAAUGCUUUAUUAAUAAUACAGAGCUAUUCCAAAUUGCCUGAUGAUCCAUUAUUGCAGAGCCAGCUGAUCUGCUUUGUCAUGCCAAGGCAGCUUUCUGCUGUUGUUUUUGGCCUUGGGGCUAUGUCUUAGUUUUGUUGUAGAGCACCAAGAGUUCUUUUAGGUAUGAGAUUCCUUUUUAUUACUUCUUCAAUAAUCCCUUUUUUGUGCUUUGAUUCUCAGUAGUGAAGAAAUUAUAUAUGGAAAAAUCUUGCAAAUUCCAUCACCCUGAGUUUACUUGCUAAUCUUUUUGUGGUCUGUAUGUAGAACAAUAUCAUUUCAGGAUAUGUGCAUUGUUUUUUAUUUCUUUUAUUUUCAAAUUACUUGACAAUUUAUGGUGCAUUUCCUAUCUGAAAAACUAAUUUCCUAACUCCAUAAAUAGUAUCAUACAUCAGAUUUUCAUUUUUCUUUUAAUUUCAUGCAUAUCAUUUGUUUUGCACAUGAUUAAUUUGUUUCCAAACUUGAGUUAAUAGAAAAAGAAACUUCCAAAAGGAAUCUUGGUGGAGGGGAAUACCAAUUCACGCAGAAAAGAGGUGGUGCUCUAGUGAGCUUGAAGAUGAGAUCAAUCUUUUUCAAGAUUUUGACACGCGAAUACAUGUAAUAUCGUGCACACUGUCGUCUACCCUGGUUAAUCCCUAACUGAAAGUGUCUUAGUGCUACACGUGCAACGAAUGCAGCAGAACAGAGCUCCACGUAGCUGAUGACCUGAUGCCCUCCAUGUAACGGACAGACUUGCACUCUCGUCUUCCAUAUUUUGCAAGGGCCAGUUAAGAUAGCCUUUAGCAGUCACGGUGAUAGCAUCCCUUUCACAAUCUUAUCUUUGAGCAGUCAUCUUGUUGUUUUUUGGUAUAAUUGCUCUCAGUUCUUGAGAUGAGAAUUCGAAACAGCCGGCUAUCCUGUUCUAUGCUACCUCUGCCACCUGAAGAAGCUCCAAGGAACACUCGUUUUUCUUCACGAGGUCCAUGCUUUGAUGAUCGAUUCUUGGUUGAAGAGGUGAAUCGACACAUUAAAUGGUCAUCCUGCCCGCUGAGGAGAACUUCAGACCUAGAUGCUCGAGCAGCUCAAUCGCAUGAUCAGUCGCAGAUGGCACUAGCUGGUGAAGCAAAAUCCUUAAAUCAUGUAGAACGGGAAAUUGGAAGAGAGAACAAUAUGUUGGAGAGUCCUAGCCAUGUGAACCAAAAAGUUGAAGAAACUGGCAACGGACGCAGAAAAUCAAAUUUGUCUAGGACCUCUAAUAGGGAAGGAGAUAGGCCCAGGUUUUCAACUCAUAUCGUCCUUGCACUGCGAGCUACUUCCAUUCGACCAGAAAGGGAAUUGCCAUUAAAGAAAAGAAUUUAUCGUUGGUCAAAAACUGAAAGAGUGGAGACAGGAAAGCGAGCAAAAGCUGCUGUUACACGGGGAAAUGCGGAUGCAACAACAAUCCCUGAGCAAGAGGCAAAGAUGGAGGUGAAGAUGGACACAACAUCAAUGCAUGAUAACUUGGUAAAUAUAGAGACUGCAUUAACGCUGGAGAAAGAGAAUCCUAGUGAAUGUGAUGGUAACCAGAGGAGCAAGAGCAUCAAUUGUUUAUUAAACCAGGAAGCAUCCCUUCCUUCUCCAAUCAUUCAUGUUCAGCAAGGACAAGAAAGUGGUGAAAAUUUGUUCCUAGGGGGAACGUCUGAUGAGUGUGAGGGAACACAAAAACGGAGAAGGGGACGACCAAAGAAGGCAACAGGACGUCGCACAAAGGGAGCAGUAGGGAUGAGGAGAAACAAAUAUUUCCUGGAUUAGAAAUUCCCAUAGCUGAGCAGUGUGAAGAUGCGUGAGGUGGUUAUGUGCUUUAAUGUCACAAGAACCUGAAUAAUAUGUUCUCCCCUUUUUUACUGUCUUUGGAUGCACUGUCAUUUCUUAUGGUUAUGGAAUCCAAUUUUCUCAGACAGAAUAAAAUAUGGUAUCCUAACCAGGGUGAGCAGUGCACUGCUAGAUUACUCCUCUGCAGUAGAAGUUGAAUAAAAGACAAUAAAUGAGUUUCCCUUGUUUCCUAAUUUAUGGUUUAAUCUAUAUGGAUUUUUCUUCUC